ACUCUAGAAGUGCCCUGGACGCUAUCGUCAAAAACCCUUUCAGGGAUAAACUCCACAGUUCAAUAAUCUCUGAAAUUAAAAAUUGUUUGUUUUCAUGCUCGAAAAAGCAGAUCGACAUUAUCUUGGUAUGGAUUCCUGGCCACUCUGGCAUCAGAGGUAAUGAGAUUGCUGAUUCAUUGGCCAAAGCUGCAAUCUCCAGCAGCCUAGCCGACCUAAAACAUCACUCUGUCCAAACUUAUGAUUUACUCCAUCUUGCUAAGUCUAAUUUAAGUAAGUCAUGGCAAGCCUACUGGACAGAGUCCAGUAAGACGAAGGGAGGCUUAUAUGCUUCAAUCCAACCCACCGUUCCUACAAAACCAUGGUUUUUUAAAUUCAAAAAGAUUUCCAAACCUGUUAUAUCUGUGCUCUGUAGAGUUCGUUUAGGUCAUUGCUGUUCUCCGGUAUUUCUACAUAAAAUUAGAAUACGUGACAAUUCGUUGUGUGAAUGUGGUUUGGACGACGGCAGUAUAGAUCACAUUUUCCUCAAUUGUCGCUUGAACAACUCACUCAUAUGGGACCAAGUUAUUAGCGAACUGAAAAUUCAACGGCCGGUAAAUGUCCGUCACCUCCUCUCACUAUUCCCAGACUCCCGUAUUAUAAAUGCUUUUAUUAUGUUUAUAACUACUAACUCUAUAAAAUUAUAAUUAUAUGUAGUGCAUUAUUCUCUGUACAUAAUCUUUAUUAUAAUAUGUAAGUUUAUAGUAACAUUAAUUUUGUGUUAGUCCCAGGCAACAUUAUUAUUUCCAAAAUGGGAUACUUUUCAUAAUAAAAAGUGUAUUUAAAUAGCUCGACAAUGUUCCAUGUGUAGCCAUAACACGACACUGGCAGAAAUUGCUGAAAGUAGCAGCAGAUUGCCAUUAUAUAAAAAAAAAAAAAAAAAAAAUUUUACUAAGCAAUGAAUCUCUAAUAUAUUAAGUGUAUAAUCUAUGGCAAUGAAUGCUGUAAUUAAAUUUAAAAGCAUUUUAAUGUUAUAUUAAUGUUAUUUUCUUCUUAAUGUUAAAGAUUUUCAGCCCUUUACUCCGUUGUGUAUAUAAUAUAUGUCAUUUGCUUAUCGCACCAAUAAUUUUAAUUAAAAAAAAUGGAUAAAAAGAGACGAUAUUCAUCAAGUUCUGAUAGCGCUGAAGAUGACCGAAUUCAAGAUCUCAGAGAACGGGAUGAAUUCGCAAAAAGAUUAAAGAAACGAGACGAAGAAAAAAUUAGGAAAAUAACAGAGGGGAAAAAAUCAUACGAAGAGGCUGCAAAAAAGUUAAAAAUUGAAGCAGAAGACCGCGACAAGCUACUACCGAAACUUCGUGUACAGUCUCGUCGCAAAUAUUUAGAGAAAAGAAAAGACGACAAAGUUGUAGAAUUAGAAGCUGAUAUUGCCGACGACGAGUAUCUGUUUGAUGAGAGAAUCCUAACAAAAAGAGAAAAAGAAGAAAGGGAACACAAGAAAACUUUAUUACAAUUAGCUAAAGAACAUGAAAAAGCAAGAGAGUUAGAAAAUGUUCAAAGAUAUCAUAUGCCUCGGGACUUGGGGAAAGGGGAAAAAGGUGAAUAUGUUGAAGUUGAUGAAAAUGAGAGGUUGCCACAUUCUGAACAGCAAAAAUGGGAACAAGAACAAAUUAAAUCUGCUUUCUUUAAAUUUGGUGCAAAAGAUGCUAAAGCUACAAAUGAAUAUGAUUUAUUACUGGAUGAACAAAUUGAUUUCAUACAGGCUCUUAAAAUGGAAGGUUCUGAAGACAAAAAGGAAAAGUCAGAAAUAUCAGAAUAUCAAAAAAUUCGAAUGACCAUUGAAGAAACAAAAAAAUCACUUCCAAUAUAUGCGUUUAAACAAUCACUUAUUGAAGCCAUACAAAAUUAUCAAAUUCUAAUUGUAGAAGGUGAGACAGGAUCUGGCAAAACAACACAAAUACCUCAAUAUCUCCAUGAAGCUGGUUUCACUAAAGAUGGGAAAAAAAUUGGGUGUACACAACCUAGGAGAGUAGCUGCUAUGUCAGUUGCUGCAAGAGUUGCACAAGAAAUGAACGUAAAACUGGGAAAUGAAGUUGGUUAUAGUAUAAGAUUUGAAGAUUGCACAUCUGAUAGAACAGUAAUAAAGUACAUGACAGAUGGAACUCUUCAUAGAGAGUUUCUAUCAGAACCUGAUCUAGCCUCAUACAGUGUAAUGAUCAUUGAUGAAGCUCAUGAACGUACCUUACAUACAGAUAUAUUAUUUGGUCUUGUAAAAGAUAUAACCAGAUUUAGACCUGAUUUAAAAUUGCUUAUAUCCAGCGCAACAUUGGAUGCUGAGAAAUUUUCAACAUUCUUUGAAGAUGCCCCAAUUUUUAGAAUCCCGGGAAGGAGAUUUCCUGUGGACAUCUAUUACACAAAGGCACCCGAAGCAGAUUAUGUAGAUGCUUGUGUUGUAUCAGUAUUACAGAUUCAUGCCACACAACCUCUUGGUGAUAUAUUGGUUUUUUUAACAGGACAAGAAGAGAUUGAAACAUGUGUUGAAAUGUUACAAGAAAGGACGAAGCGUAUAGGCAAAAAACUGCGCGAGCUUUUAAUAUUACCAGUAUAUGCCAAUUUGCCUAGUGACAUGCAAGCUAAAAUCUUUGAACAAACUCCUGAAGGAGCUAGAAAAGUCGUUCUUGCUACAAAUAUAGCUGAAACUUCAUUGACAAUUGAUAAUAUUAUAUACGUAAUAGACCCAGGUUUUGCCAAACAAAACAACUUCAAUUCCAAGACUGGCAUGGAAAGUUUAAUUGUUGUUCCCAUUUCUAAAGCAUCAGCAAAUCAACGAGCUGGACGAGCCGGAAGGGUUGCUCCUGGAAAAUGUUUUAGAUUGUACACAGCCUGGGCAUAUAAAUAUGAAUUAGAAGAUAAUACUGUACCAGAAAUUCAGAGAAUAAAUUUAGGAAAUGCAGUUCUCACUUUAAAAGCUUUAGGCAUCAAUGAUCUAAUACAUUUUGAUUUUUUGGAUCCACCACCGCAUGAAACAUUAGUUUUGGCUUUAGAACAACUUUACGCUCUGGGUGCACUUAAUCAUCAUGGAGAGUUAACAAAAGCAGGCAGAAGGAUGGCUGAAUUUCCUACCGACCCCAUGCUCGCGAAAAUGUUGUUAGCUAGUGAAAAAUAUAAAUGUUCUGAAGAGGUUGUCACAAUUGCAGCAAUGCUAUCAGUAAAUAGCUCCGUCUUCUACCGGCCUAAAGAUAAAAUAAUCCAUGCAGAUACAGCAAGAAAAAAUUUCUUUCAUCACAAAGGAGAUCAUCUGACAAUUAUGAACUUAUACAAUCAGUGGGUUGCUUCAGAUUAUUCGGUGCAGUGGUGUUAUGAAAACUUCGUGCAGUAUAGAUCGAUGAAACGAGCUCGAGAUGUUCGUGAACAAUUAGUCAGCCUGAUGGAAAGGGUAGAAAUUGAAAUGGUUACAAGUUUAUCUGAUGAUACUAAUAUAAGAAAGGCUAUAACGUCUGGUUAUUUCUAUCAUAUAGCAAAAUUUUCAAAAGGUGGUCAUUAUAAAACUGUAAAACAUAAUCAGACAGUUAUGAUACAUCCUAAUAGUGCUCUAUUUGAAGACCUUCCACGAUGGGUGAUUUACCAUGAGCUUGUAUUUACAUCUAAAGAAUUUAUGAGACAAGUCACCGAAAUUGAGAGCAAAUGGCUACUGGAGGUAGCGCCUCAUUAUUACAAAUCAAAGGAAUUAGAAGAUUCAACAAAUAAGAAAAUGCCCAAAACAUUGGGGAAAUCUGCAAAAAAUUAGUAAAAAUUUGAUUACAGUAGAUUCAAUAAAAGUUUCCACUUUCUCCGUUUAUUGUUGAUCCUGUUCUUCGGUUUUCAUAACACGACAUUCCACUUUUUUUACACUUCCUUGUGAUUUAAAUGUAGAACCAAUGUUGGUAAUUCUUUAUGAUAAAAUCAUCUAUAAUUUGUUAAAAUUUAAAAUGAUGUCGCAGAUAUUUCAAGACACGUUUGUUUUAUGGCAAAUGUGCUCACGGUUCAUCUAUACCGAAGUCUAGACAAAACACAUCAUGAACGCCGGAACCUCCCUGGAAACUUUGUCUAUUUCUCAAUUUUAGUCAUUACGAAAAUCAUAAAUAUUUGCGGGUUUGAUUUUUACGGUGUUACCUAUUUCUUUUAUCGUGGACAUGAGAUUAGUAAGUCAGUAGAAAAAUUGUUACCUGCGGAUUUUUAACAGCGGCAGUCGCAUCGCUCAAUAAGAGUUCAUACUUUUAUCGAUUAAUAUUUUAUCGAUUUUUGCACCUUGCUGAAAGGACAUGAGCCCCUCAAGAAACAGGCAUGAAGAGUUUUUGCCAGAGCCAAAUAUGGUACGCGGCAAAUAUUACUCUGGAAAUGUACCGUGUAGUAGAUGAACGCAACGUUAGAUACCGAAUAGUAAUGAGGGGUAAAGGUAACGGAAUGAUCUCAAACAAUUCCUUAAAGCACUUUCAUGGAAUAAAACCCCACAAAACAGCGAGAAGGAACUAAAAUCCUUUGAGAUGCAACUUGUCCUGGGGUUGGUUUUUCAAAGAAAAUUUAAGGAAGUCAGCAGAUUGACUGUAGCCACUGAUGACCAAUUACCAUCAGAUGGGAAACAUGCAACUGGCCCCCACAGACAACCUGACAAAACUGAGUUUCAUGCUGGAUCUUCUCAUUGGGUUGUGAUUCUGAUCAAGUGAUAGAUUCAACAAAGGACUACUCUUGCUAUGUCGGAUGUUAGCAGAUUCAUUCAGGUUGAGCCUCGUGAGCUCACCCACCAGUCAAGAUGAAGCUGCUGUUUCUAAUUAUUAGUGUAAAUAUACACUUGUGCUGUCCAUGGAUUUCAACUACCAAUCAAUACCAGACCCUAAUUAUUAUGUUUUGUAAUAACAUGUACCAUUAGAUGAUUAAUAAUGUUAUCAGCGACAGUAUAAGCAGUGAAGAGUUGAAACAGCUUACAAUACUUUAAACGAGAAUUUUUUUUCUUGGAAAUAAUUAAAUUAAAACGUUAAACCUUAUUAGUUUUAAUUACGUCUACGACACAAAAACAAAAUAUGAUUUUGACUGGAUGAUGUUCUUACUUACUGUUAUUUUAGACCCCGGAUUAUCACGAAUAUUUGCUAGCGUGAUUCUUGGUAACGACCUCAACAUAGACAGUGAUUUCUCUGUUAUUUGCCGCGAACCCAUGCUGAGGAAUUUUAAUAUGAACGUAGAGAUGAAGAGAUUACAGGAGAGCUAACAUUAUUUUACUUUAUAUAAAAAGUGAAUUGUAACAAAUUAUAUAGAGCAAUGUAUUAGUAUUUAACUAAUAGAUGUAUUUGUAGAUUUCAGUAGGUACCUACAUAGAUUAUACACUUAAUAUAUUUCUGUCUAUGGAGUCUAGUAUAUAAUCUAUGGUCAUUGGUCACUCAUUUUUUUAACAAAAUGUUUUUUAUUUAUUUAUAGAUUAUUUUCUACUUUUUGUUAACUACAAAGGCUUUUAGAUAUUAUUACAUAUUUCUAAUAAAAUCUUAACAAAAAAAAUACCUUCCUUUAUACGCCAUUGGUAAAGGUUUGUUUUUCCUACCUAUUCACUGGUAGUCUAAAGCUAUUCCAGCUAGGCACGACAAAUAGGUGAUCUUACGAGCUCAAUCUUUAACACUCGCCCUAGCAAGAGCAGUAUUUCGCAGAAUCUACCACCGGAUCGGAAACGCAACAAACGGCCGGUUUGAUGAGAACGGUGUCCGGUGCGUGUGGUACUUAAAAGCACCGAUAGUGGAUUGGGUGGAUCCAAAAUGAGGUGUUUUGGGUGACAUCGACUGAUGAGUGGACUACUUCACGACCCGCUUCUUAAGUGCCGCCACCCACCUUGAGAAAUGACGUGUUCCCUCCUGGCUGAGCCUUUGCUCGCCCACCUAUCCAGUAAUCAUUCAAUCAUAAAAUAAAAAAAUAAAAACAUGA
Molecule: messenger RNA, 5916 nt
Organism: Bombyx mori (domestic silkworm)
Lineage: Eukaryota; Metazoa; Arthropoda; Insecta; Lepidoptera; Bombycidae
Gene: l(2)37Cb
Product: pre-mRNA-splicing factor ATP-dependent RNA helicase DHX16
Exons: 8
Coding region: 1118-3760 (880 amino acids)
Cellular component (GO): intracellular anatomical structure; catalytic step 2 spliceosome
Molecular function (GO): ATP binding; helicase activity; RNA binding
Source: RefSeq, a predicted model, not a curated record